Desarmillaria tabescens is the source of this 1443-nucleotide messenger RNA. RefSeq lists its product as uncharacterized. NCBI's taxonomy places the organism in Eukaryota, Fungi, Basidiomycota, Agaricomycetes, Agaricales, Physalacriaceae. The transcript has a single exon. Bases 1 to 1443 code for a protein of 480 amino acids. The record is from RefSeq and is a predicted model, not a curated record.
AUGCCCUUGCUAUGUCCCUGUCGUCAGUGUAAUUGUCGCUUCGGGACCCAGGAGAUGGUAGGGCAACUCGAAGCUCCUGAGUAUACCGCUCGCUUCAACCACCUGCUGGCGACAAAUGACGUCCCAUUGGAUGAAGAGAUUCACAGCUUCGCAGCGAUUUCUGCAGAAAAGGAGGAGCUGAGAAAUAAAGUCAGACGCCAGAUCACACAUCUCAGAGACUCGACGGAUUACUUGUUAGCUCUGCAAGAGAAGACAGAGUGGGAGACAGCGAACUACAACACCGUCAGAGCUCCUCUUCGACGUCUUCCCGACGACAUGCUCUCCGAAAUAUUCUUUCAAUGCGUGGACGAGAUUGACAUCCAGCAGAACAUCGACCGGAUUGGAAAGGAACAAGAUGUUAUCAGUUCUUUGGAUUAUCGCCGGGCACCGUGGCUUCUGACUAGGGUGUGCAAGCAUUGGCGCGCCGUCGCUCUGUCUCAUCCUCGUCUUUGGUCUAUCAUAAGCGUCAAUACCCCCGGGGGCAUAUAUGCCGGCAGCUUGACGCAUAUGCAAGCUUUGGAACUGCAACUCCAGCGCUCCGGUACAUGCCCAUUAUCCGUGGCACUAAGGAGCACCACAACGCUCGCGUCCUCUCAUACUCUACAGCUUCUCAUUUCAUCGUCGCCGCGCUGGAAGAAACUACUAACGGCGGUCCCGAUACAAGCAUACCGAGAUCUCUGCAAGAUAGAGGGCAACCUUCCUUUGUUGGAAGAAUUCUAUGGUCUCACAACCGUUGGUAUUUAUCAAAUAAACAAUGCGCCUGCUCUCGAAUUCACCGGCCUCCGUGGCGCUCCCAUACUCAAAAAGAUUGCAGGCUCGCCGGGUAUCUUGAGCCAUAUAUCUCUACAUACGCCUCGAAUCACAGCAGCUGAGGUCCUCAGAGCGCGGGCGACGAGUCAAGAGCUUGUCGCAAUUCUCGGUCGACUACCGUCACUCGAACGAUCUUCCCUCAUCUGCAUGCCAGCCACGGAGAGUGGAGACCUUGAGGGUGCCAAUGUGACGUUAGCUCACCUUCGACAUCUAUCCCUUCCAAUGUCGACCAGUAUCCUCGCAGGUCUCACGCUACCAGCGCUCACGACGUUGACUCUGAAGGGAGACAUCUCCAUCGAUACCGUCCUCUCACAUCUUCAGCGCUCCAGAUCCACAGUUCGAGAGAUAACCAUCGCCUUGAAUGAUGUUGCUGAAGCAGAUUGCACUCACCUGCUCAAUGAACUCUCGUCUCUCGAGGUGGUUGUAGUGCUUACAAAAUACGCUCAUACCCCCGCGUUCAUCCAAGGGCUAUUUGAGACUUCGGGCCGUUUUACAGCGCUACGUAGGCUCACGUUGAAGGGAAUAGAAACUAUCGAUCCGGCCAGCCUUGCUCAUGUCAAGGAUGUGCACCCCGGUCUUGUUAUAACUGGAUAG